Phodopus roborovskii (desert hamster) is the source of this 1202-nucleotide messenger RNA. It is a transcript of the gene Ctbs, whose product is annotated as chitobiase. The record is from RefSeq and is a predicted model, not a curated record. The transcript has 7 exons. Bases 1 to 1104 code for a protein of 367 amino acids. Gene Ontology annotation, cellular component: extracellular region. Gene Ontology annotation, molecular function: chitin binding; chitinase activity. Gene Ontology annotation, biological process: chitin catabolic process; carbohydrate metabolic process. NCBI's taxonomy places the organism in Eukaryota, Metazoa, Chordata, Mammalia, Rodentia, Cricetidae.
AUGGCGCUGCGCGAUCUCCCGGGCCUUACUCUGCUGCUGCUGCCGCUGCUGGCGCCCGGGCUCUCGGCCGGGGACUGCCCGUGCUCCGAGGCUGCGCUCUGCCGACCGAUCCGCCACCGCCGCGACUUCGAGGUCUUUGUAUUUGAUGUUGGACAGAAGACAUGGAAAUCUUAUGACUGGUCACAGAUUACAACUGUAGCAGUUUUUGGAAAAUAUGACUCGGAACUUAUGUGCUAUGCUCAUUCAAAAGGAGCCAGAGUAGUGCUAAAAGGUGAUGUCUCCCUGAAGGAUAUCAUUGAUCCUGCCUUCAGAGCAUCAUGGAUAGCUCAAAAAGUUAAUUUGGCCAAAGAACAAUAUAUGGAUGGAAUUAAUAUAGACAUAGAACAAGAAGUUAGUUGCUUAUCACCUGAAUAUGAAGCAUUGACAGCUCUAGUCAAAGAAACCACAGAGAGUUUCCAUCAUGAGAUUCAGGGAUCACAGGUAACCUUUGAUGUAGCUUGGUCACCAAAGAACAUAGACAAAAGGUGCUAUAAUUACACAGGAAUUGCGGGUGCCUGUGAUUUUCUCUUCGUGAUGUCUUACGAUGAGCAAAGUCAGAUCUGGUCAGAAUGUAUUGCAGCAGCCAAUGCUCCCUAUAAUCAGACAUUAACUGGAUAUAAUGACUACAUCAAGAUGGGCAUUAGCCCUAAGAAACUCGUAAUGGGUAUUCCCUGGUAUGGCUAUGAUUAUACCUGCCUGAAUCUAUCACAGGACGAUGUGUGCACCAUUGCAAAGGUCCCUUUUCGAGGGGCCCCUUGCAGUGAUGCUGCAGGACGGCAGGUACCUUACAAAGUGAUCAUGAAGCAAGUGAAUAGCUCUGUUUCCGGAAGCCAGUGGAGUAAAGACCAGCAAGCUCCUUAUUAUAACUACCAGGAUCCUGCUGGCCAUUUGCAUCAAGUGUGGUAUGAUAACCCCCAGAGCAUUUCACUAAAGGCAGCAUAUGUCAAAAACUAUGGCUUGCGGGGCAUUGGCAUGUGGAAUGCAAACUGUCUUGACUACUCAGAAGAUGCUCUAGCAAGAGAGCAAACAGAAGAGAUGUGGGAAGCUUUAAAACCAAGGCUCUGAUGGAGAGAGGAGCACCUUCUGUCAGACUAUUAGAUUUUGUAAGAAUGAGCUGUUUAAGUGGAUCUAACUUGUUGCAGAGAUAAAAAAUGUGUAUAUUU